Messenger RNA from Eleginops maclovinus (Patagonian blennie), 4206 nucleotides. RefSeq names its product CDP-diacylglycerol synthase (phosphatidate cytidylyltransferase) 2 (gene cds2). The transcript has 13 exons. Gene Ontology annotation, molecular function: phosphatidate cytidylyltransferase activity. Lineage: Eukaryota; Metazoa; Chordata; Actinopteri; Perciformes; Eleginopidae. Bases 167 to 1519 code for a protein of 450 amino acids. Gene Ontology annotation, cellular component: endoplasmic reticulum membrane. The record is from RefSeq and is a predicted model, not a curated record.
CUUUCUUUCAUGCGGACUUGACACAGAGUUGGUUUCAUCGACUGGAAAGUGUUGCUUUGCAAAACCAGGCUAACACGGUCAGCAGGAGAUCUGUCAGUCUGAAUAUAAAGUGUCUCUGAGACACAGGAGCUUCUCUCUAGUCGUUGGGGCUACUAAACCUCUAAAGAUGACAGAGCUCAGGCACCGUGGAGCCGAAACACCGAUACAAACACAGCCGUCAGAGGACAAGGGUUCAGACAGCGAGCUGAAGGUGGAGAAAGAUGGAGCGUCAGAUGGCGAGUCCAAGGUGGAUUCAGGCGGCCCCGAGGUGCCGGUCCCAGCUGAUGACACCCCUGAGGUUUUAAACAAGGCUCUGUCUGGACUCUCCUCAAGAUGGAAGAACUGGUGGGUCCGAGGCAUCCUCACACUAGCCAUGAUCUCCUUCUUCUUCCUCAUCAUCUACCUGGGCCCUAUAGUGCUUAUGAUGAUCGUCCUCUGUGUUCAGAUAAAGUGCUUCCAGGAAAUCAUCACCAUCGGCUACAGCGUGUACCACUCCUACCACCUGCCCUGGUUCAGGACGCUGAGCUGGUACUUCCUGCUGUGCGUCAACUACUUCUUCUAUGGGGAAACCGUGACCGACUACUUCUUCUCUCUGGUGCAAAGAGAGGAGCCGCUUCGCAUCCUCAGCAAAUACCACCGGUUUAUCUCCUUCGCCCUCUACCUCACAGGUUUCUGCAUGUUUGUGCUGAGUUUGGUGAAGAAGCACUACCGCCUGCAGUUCUACAUGUUUGGUUGGACCCAUGUGACUCUGCUGAUCGUGGUGACCCAGUCUCACCUCAUCAUUCACAACCUGUUUGAGGGGAUGAUCUGGUUCAUUGUGCCAAUUUCCUGUGUGAUCUGUAACGACAUCAUGGCCUACAUGUUUGGUUUCUUCUUCGGGCGCACCCCUCUCAUCAAGCUGUCCCCUAAGAAGACAUGGGAGGGAUUCAUCGGUGGAUUGUUCUCCACCAUUGUGUUCGGCAUCAUGCUCUCCUACGUGAUGUCUGGCUGGCGUUACUUCGUCUGCCCGGUGGAGUUCAACAACGACUCCAACCGCUUCCAGGUGGACUGCGAGCCAUCGGAGCUUUUCCAGCUGCAGGACUACUCCCUGCCCGCCGUCCUGGCCUCCUUCACCGGAUGGACCACGGUGCGUCUGUAUCCGUUCCAGAUCCACAGCAUCGCUCUCUCCUCCUUCGCCUCCAUCAUGGGACCCUUUGGAGGAUUCUUCGCCAGCGGCUUCAAGAGAGCCUUCAAGAUCAAAGACUUUGCCAACACGAUCCCGGGUCACGGUGGCAUUAUGGACCGAUUCGACUGCCAGUACCUCAUGGCCACCUUUGUGAACGUCUACAUUGCCAGCUUCAUCAGGGGCCCGAACCCCAGCAAGGUGAUCCAGCAGCUCCUGGCGCUGCGCAUCGACCAGCAGCUCAACAUCUUCAACUCCCUGAAGGCUCACCUGACGGAGAAGGGUUUCCUGCCGGCGCUGGAGGAGGUCGCCGCCUAGAACCAUUCCCCCCUCGGCCCACUGGUGGGGAAGGAGGGCAGCACCCCGAGGACCCCCAGCUGACCCGGAACACUCGUUGUGUGAGCGAAAAAACACAUCAGAGAAAAAAAAGAAAAACGACAAAAAACUUCAGCUUUUGUUCAUUCCACGUCCUUUGGUUUGAGAGUCCAGUGUUUGUGAGUUCCUGUACUGUCACGCCUCUCCGUUAUAGACGACUUGUAUUAACACUGUUGCUCAGAUAGACAUUUCUACCUGGUUAUCCUCUAUAUACUUAUUAAUGUGUGUUUUUCUUUCUAAAUGCACUGCUCUCAACCCUCACUGUAAUGUACUGUAACCCCCCCCCCCCCUCCUCCUCCACAGGUUUUAAGUUUCUCUGUUGUGAUUGUUUAUAUUUAUACAUAGAUGGUUUUUAUAUUUGUUUUAUUAUAUCUUAAUGUUGUGUCUGUUUAAAUUCAGACUUAAUUCACCUUUGCCAUUCGCCACGUGCAUUUGAGUUUUUCCUUUUUUUUGUGCCAUUCAACAUUUCAUAAGAGCCAUUGACAUAAUUUGAUCUUUAUUAACCAACAGUAAUGUCCCUCUGAAGAAUGUUAAGUUACCCUGAAGUGUUUGACAGGAUCAGUUACAGAUACAAUCCUCCGUACAAGAAUAGUGUUUUAUUUGAAGGCGACUGACACCAGCACCCUUUCAGAAUAAUGGUCAAUAAUUUGCAGAAAAGUUGUCGAUGACACAAUCAUGUUUUGUUUAAUUGGCUUUAACUCUGUUACGUAGUUUUUAUCUCUAGGGUGUGUGGGUGUGUGGGUGUGUGUGUGUGUGUGUGUGUGUGUGUGUGUGUGUGUGUCCGUCCUGAUAGCCAUUUCAACAUGUUGUACAGAAAGGACCAUGUGAUAUUUAUACCAGUGACGAAUGUUUGCUUCAUUUGGUGGUUAAAAUAUAAAAGAUUCUCUAAUGCUGAGUUUAUUUUGUUUUGUUUUCUUAAGGGGAAACACCCAGGGUAAAAAGGGCGAACAAAUUGGAAUUUCUUGCGUUAUGUUACUUCAUUUUAUUGAGCUACAUGGUUAGCUUCGCUGGCAUUUAGACAUUUGAAGUUUAAAUUAGGCGUCACCCCUUGAAUGAGCACAUUUCCUUGAAGCCUUUGCAUUACAAGUCUUUUAGACAGCACACUUGGUUAUUUUUAACUAAAAAGCAACUGAUGUACAACAUAUUUUCUUGCAUUUUAAGACUAAGAACUAGAAUAUCUGUUUGAGUUUUUGAUGAUAUUGAUAAAGAAAGGUAAAGCUGUUCUGCCAUGUGCUCAAAACUUCCAAAGCGGCCUAUAAACUGUUACAGGACAUCAACGAAUGGUCACAUGUUUCUGGGUUAUUUUGGGAACAAAGAUCUGUAUGCAAUGUACGUGGGUCCAACUCUGGUUAGAUAAAGCUCUUACUAUCAACAUAAUCAUCCAAUCACAUCAUGGCUGUGCACAUUCAUCCUUUUGUUCCCAUCCAAUCAGAAAAAAUGUGAUUUAUCCUCGUCAGUGAAAACCAAAUCAAGUACCUUACGUGUAAAUGUAACCCAGGCGAAAUUUUUCUGUGUUUAUUUGUAAAGGAAACAGCAAUAUGAACAAUCAUACAGCAGUCAGUGUAGCAGAAAUGUGAAGUUUAGUAUCUUAAUGCUAUUCUUAAAAAAUAAAAUAACAGCUUACCUUUGUGCUAUUAUCCGUGACUGCUUCACAUAAUCAUUUGGGAAAUAGUUUGCCAUUUAAAUAUCCUUUUAAUGGGUUCUGUCCUCAGAAAAAUCUGUAUAUUUUUAAGCAAAUUACCCAAUUAUUUUGUAACGCAACAUAUGCUUUAUUAUGGCAAUCAAUUUCUAAACGUUUUCAGAAAUAGUUGAUGUAUAAACUUGACAUUUUCCCCCUUUUUGAAUGUUGUUCCACUCAUAAUUGAACAUCUCAUUUCACGUCUUAUCUUCUUAAAGUAAUUAUUUACUGUGAGAAAAAGCUUUUCAAAGUGACUAUAUUGUACAUUUCAGAAGAUGUUUAGAAACUGUGUAUUUCAGUAUUUUUGGUUAGAGGUAUAUUUAAAGUAUUGCCAUAUAGGAGGGAGUAUGAAAGCAGCAAAGUAUUUUUAUGUCUUCUUUUCUUGCUGUGACUUCAGUGCCGUUGAGUGUUUUUUAGGCUUAUCCACUGUAACUGUAAUCAAAGCAUUGCAGCGUUGCAUCGUCUCCAGAAAACGUAUGUUUAGGACUGGUGUCUCGGCAUUUAUAGAUAUGUUAUAUUUCUACUUUUGAGGUAAUUUCCCUGCAGCUCUGUACUGCCAUUACUCUCUCCGUCCACUAGAGAGCGCUGCAGCUCCUGAGAUUUAACACUGAUGCUGAAGAAAGCUUUCUUACUGCUGUUGAAUACAUUCCAGUAAGUUAAAAAACAUGAAUAAUACCACUAUUUAAAGAAGAGUUGUUUGUUUUAUGGCACCUGUUAUGCCAUUUUUAAUCAACACAGUGCCCUCUUCUUAAGGAAUGUACGUCUCACAUGCUGUUUCUUUUGGUGGACAUUUUAUUUUGUGCUUAUCUUAAGAAGCUGUAUGAUUUCAGUAUACUAUUCUUAAAACUGUGCAAUGGUUUGUGUUGACAUUUUGUCUAGAGAAAAAAACUUGUACUCUUUGAUGCUGAAAUGUGCUUUGCCUUAGUUUAAAGAAAAUUAAAGUAUAAAAGAA